Messenger RNA from Serendipita indica DSM 11827, 2046 nucleotides. The record is from the annotation of a GenBank genome assembly. NCBI's taxonomy places the organism in Eukaryota, Fungi, Basidiomycota, Agaricomycetes, Sebacinales, Serendipitaceae.
AUGACUGCUGAGCUGUCGUCGGUGAUGCCUAGACUGCUCUCGUAUUCUCCAAAGUCGCUACGAUGGGCUAUUGCCUCCUUUCUGACGCUUGUCGUCAUACUGUACCUGCUCGCACACGACCAUUCGCUAGCUAACCAGACAUGGCUCCAAUUCACGUCUUCUUCCUCCUCCAAAAACUCGUUACAGACGUAUGACGACACAGUGAGCGAUACCCCCGAGCUCUGCAAGCGGCUCGAAAACUAUUACACUUGUUUGGGAACAAAGCCUCGUCGCGUCAACGGAUCUACCACUACAAUAAAGGGAAGCGCAUCUCCUUCCAAGCUGGAUGUUGUCUGGAUCUGGGCAAAUGGGAGCGAUCCUGUGUUCCAGGAGGCCAUUUACGACGCGCAGGUGGCCUCUCUAGGCGACACUAGCUCCACCUCCAGAGUCACACUCAGCAAGGGCGCAAAGCUCUAUCGGGAGCACGACGAGUUGAGGUACUCGCUACGCUCGGUUCUCCAGCACUUUUCUUCGCACGCAAACCAGUUCCAUGUACUCACAACGGAUGUCGGAAAUGCCGUCGGAGAGCGGUUCGGGAUUUUGCCCCAGUGGCUCACAUUCAACACCAGCGCUCCUGUAUCCUGGAAGGAUGGAAACGUGACUCUCAACAUUAUGCAUCAUUCUCAAGUAUUCGAAACCCUCGAUAACUCGACGUUCAAUAGUUUUUCUAUAGAAUCGCAGCUGCCGGGACUCACGACCGUAUCGGAACCAUUCAUAUACCUGAAUGACGACUUCUUUUUCGCAAGGGACAUGACCGCGACCGACUUCUACUCUUCGGUCUAUGGAAUCGUUCUCCGCCUUGAUCCGGGUUUAGUCGUAACCCCUGCAGAAUGGCCGACUGAUAACCCAUCUGGGGAAUGGCAACCGUUGAAAUAUACCAAUUGGCUCCUAAGCGAACGAUUCGGUAUACGACCGCGCCCCUACAUGGUGCAUGUGGCGAAAACGCUUUCGCCCGCGAUCCUCCAAGAGAUCAGCACCAUCUGGUCGGACGAGUUUGCAGACACGGCGUUUCAUCGCUUCCGUGGCCAACGCGACGUGUAUACGACGUUCUUACACGGACAUUAUCUCGUAGAACGAUGGAGGGAGAUUCUCCUUUGGAGCUGGGUCGUUGGCAAGCAUGGACGCGAUGAUGAUACUUGGGGCCCUACGGAACUCGAUGCAGCGUGGACAGAUCUCGGUGGUUCCGAGUCUUCAGACACCUUGCAUGUCUAUCUCAAGCCACGAAGUACUCUUGAAAAGGCGAGGGUCAAUAAAACGAUGGAGGAGGCGGGUGAGGUUCCCCCAGCUGCGACAUUUUAUCGUUUCUCGAGCCUGGAUGGCUAUCCUUAUGCGUACACCUACCGAAAGCCUAGAUACUUCCCUAUGAUCGGGCAAGGCGAGGAUCUCUACGAGAAUGGAUCACCACCAGACUGGAGCAAGGAAACUUGGGCCCGGUGUCGCAUGUCACGGAAUAGAUGCUUCCCCGCUGGGCUCAAGGCAUCUGAAAUCUUCAAACACGUCCUAUACACCCAACCAGAGCCCUGUGGAGAUUGCAUCAUUAGCGCAUUGUUGAAUGAGAGUGGAAAGCUCGGUCUCGAGGCGUUCUUGCCACCCCCUCACCGGAUUCACUAUUCGAGCACCAAAGGCCGCAUUGUCAAGGAUGUGGAUCCGGAUUCUAUCCCACGACUGCCGCUCACGAAACGACCGGGAGAUGCGUCGUUUAAACUCAAGGACGUGAUGCGAGAGUGGGAUACCGUGCGGGUACGAGACUGGGUCGUUCGUGCCAUGGGGCGUUAUCGCUUUGUGCUCGGGGAUACGCCUAGUCAUUUCGGGAUGCUUGCGAACCCAAGGGGCGCAAUCUAUACCUUUAAGAAGAUUGACAAGAUGAAGGACCUGGCCCUGUUGACGAUCAAUGAUGAUGUCAAAAUGAGAGCCGAAGAGGUUGACCAGCUCUUUCGCGAGUUUCUGGAGAAGCGAUGGAGGUAUCCUUCUGCAUGGGAGAAUGUUUCGAUGGGAGACAUUGACUGA